AUAUGGCUAUCUCCUAACACAAACGAAGACAAGACAAAGAAAUCUCAGGCUUCGAUUCCAUUUCUGGUGCUUUAGAACCAUGGCUUCUUCUCAUUUGUUCCAUAAUCAGAGUCUCUUCUUCUCAUCUCCCUUCAAAAAUUGUGGCUUAUCAAAUGCUCCCCCACCAAAAGUUCAUUUUCAAAGAACCCCUUUUGUCAAAGCAUCCAAGAAACAGCUUGAGAUUGUAUAUGACCCUGAUGAGAGGCUAAAUAAGUUAGCAGAUGAAGUGGACAAGGAAGCUCCUUUUUCAAGGCUUACUUUGUUCUCACCUUGUAAGAUUAAUGUUUUCCUGAGAAUUACAAACAAAAGGGAAGAUGGGUAUCAUGAUUUAGCAUCUCUCUUUCAUACAGUGAGUCUGGGGGAUAUAAUUAAGUUCUCUUUGUCACCAUCCAAAACCAAUGAUCGUUUGUCGACCAAUGUCUCCGGUGUACCCCUUGAUGAUAGAAACUUGAUUAUUAAAGCCCUUAACCUCUACAGGAAGAAAACUGGCAGUUCCAACUUCUUUUGGGUUCAUCUUGAUAAAAAGGUGCCUACUGGGGCAGGGCUUGGUGGUGGAAGCAGCAAUGCAGCGACCGCACUUUGGGCAGCUAAUCAGUUCAAUGGUUGUGUUGCAACUGAGAAGGAGCUCCAAGAAUGGUCGAGUGAGAUAGGUUCUGAUAUUCCAUUCUUUUUCUCACAUGGAGCAGCAUAUUGUACAGGUCGAGGUGAGAUUGUUCAAGAUAUAUCCCCUCCUCUUCCAUUGGACAUUCCAAUGGUUCUUAUAAAGCCUAAGGAAGCAUGUCCAACAGCUGAAGUUUACAAGCUUCUUCGGCUAGAUCAAACAAGUAAUGUUGAUCCUUUGACAUUGCUGGAGAAAAUAUCAAUGAAUGGAAUAUCUCAGGAUGUCUGCAUUAAUGAUUUGGAACCUCCCGCGUUUGAAGUCUUACCAUCCCUUAAACGGCUAAAGCAGCGGGUAACUGCAGCUGGUCGCGGACAGUACGAUGCUGUGUUCAUGUCUGGGAGUGGAAGCACCAUCGUCGGAGUCGGUUCCCCGGAUCCCCCACAAUUUGUAUAUGACGAUGAUGAUUAUCGAGAUGUAUUUUUGUCAGAUGCGAACUUUAUUGGCCGGGAAGAAAAUGAGUGGUACAAAGAACUUGUUUCGACGACUGUUUCGGAACCCUCGGAAGCAUCGGGAACCGUUUGAGCGAUAUUGUAUAUUUAUUGCUGAGAAAAGAAAGAUGGUGUGUCG
Molecule: messenger RNA, 1267 nt
Organism: Hibiscus syriacus
Lineage: Eukaryota; Viridiplantae; Streptophyta; Magnoliopsida; Malvales; Malvaceae
Product: 4-diphosphocytidyl-2-C-methyl-D-erythritol kinase, chloroplastic-like
Exons: 13
Coding region: 80-1222 (380 amino acids)
Biological process (GO): terpenoid biosynthetic process
Cellular component (GO): chloroplast
Molecular function (GO): 4-(cytidine 5'-diphospho)-2-C-methyl-D-erythritol kinase activity; ATP binding
Source: RefSeq, a predicted model, not a curated record